AUGAAGGGGUUUUCAGUGGAACCUGGUGUUUCCAGGGGCAGUUCAGAUCAAAAAAGGACAGACUGUUCGUCAGCAAAUAUACCCGAACCGGGCCUCUUGGCUGGGAAUGCUUCCUUGGGAGCGCUCCAGUGGCCUGCAAAGUCGCCACCUCUACUGGGCGCCCAUGAUCCCACAAACACCAAGAAAGUCUGCGUGCUCCUAUCAUCAGAGGCACAAUUCUUCAGCACAAGUGGGAAGGGGGAGAGAGAGUUCAUUGCCGAUGCUGGCGUGUCUCUCUUUUCCCUUUUAGCUAUGCACAGGGCAGCACAAAGCAGCGGAUGUGCACUGGAGUUUGUGACGUUUUCGGGCAGUCCUCCCCCCGUGGCUUCUUUUGGUACCCUUGAGGAUUUGAGAGUUUUUUUGUCGAAGGAGAAAGAGGAAUGCGCUGAUCUGCUGCUACAGCAACUGCAACGGCCGCAGCAACUGAGGAAGGCAACAGCAGCAGACUAUUGUUGCCUGCUUCUGCCACACCAUUUGGGAGCCGCAAUAGACCUUUAUAGCAGCAGCAAUACAGGAGCCCUCAUUAAAGAGUUUGGGGCCAUGAACAAGCCUGUUGGGGCAGUUGGCUACGGCGCAUUUGCCCUUUGCGCCAAGCCACUAACUGAAUCUGAGAGCUUUCCACUGGCCGGCCGUUUAGUCUCUACAGUUCCAUUAGCUGAAGAGGCUCGAUACCCAUACUUCGGGCUUCUGCCGUUUCACCUGGAGCUACACUUUGCUGCUGAAGGGGCCCGCACAGCGGCGGGUCCCACAGGAGCUCCAGGGCUCGUCGUAGAUGGUCAGCUUGUCUCAACUGGAAGCGAAGCAUCCACAGAAUUCCUUCUUAAAACGCUUCUACUGCUCUCCUCAGUGCAGCAGCAGCAAAAUCAGCAACAGCAGAACUAA
Eimeria necatrix is the source of this 921-nucleotide messenger RNA. RefSeq lists its product as hypothetical. The transcript has 3 exons. The record is from RefSeq and is a predicted model, not a curated record. Bases 1 to 921 code for a protein of 306 amino acids. Lineage: Eukaryota; Apicomplexa; Conoidasida; Eucoccidiorida; Eimeriidae.